AUCUUCUUAUUUAUGUAAACUUUGACAUAAACCGUAUUGUUGCCGCUUUUUCCAAUCACCAAAAAGGCUUCCGCAUCGUUAGAAAAUUAAUAAAUUUGAGUCAGAAAGCAACAUUUUCCAUCUAUAUAAUCGUUUGUCUGCGUAAAACAAACGAAAUGUCUGAUCGUGAUCGUGAAUAUCGUGGUGGAGGAGGUGGUCGUGGCGGCGGAGGCGGUGGUGGAGGUGGAGGUGGUGGCGGCGGUGGUGGAGGAGGAGGUGGCGGCGGUGGACGCCAUCGUUCACGGUCCCGCGAGCGUCGCCGUAGCCGUUCCCGAAGCCGUGGAGAGCGUAGAAGAUCGUCCCGUUCCCGUUCGCCAUACCGAAAGCAUCGUUCUCGUAGGCGUAAGCCAUCGCUUUACUGGGAUGUUCCACCACCAGGUUUCGAACACAUUACACCGCUACAAUACAAAGCGAUGCAGGCUGCCGGACAGAUACCGGCUAAUAUAGUAGCGGACACACCGCAGGCAGCUGUCCCGGUGGUUGGUUCAACUAUCACACGGCAGGCGAGGCGGUUGUACGUGGGCAACAUACCGUUCGGCGUGACGGAGGAAGAAAUGAUGGAGUUCUUUAACCAGCAGAUGCAUCUGUCCGGUUUGGCUCAGGCUGCCGGAAAUCCCGUACUUGCCUGCCAGAUCAAUUUGGACAAAAACUUUGCGUUCCUGGAAUUUCGCUCGAUCGACGAAACCACCCAAGCCAUGGCAUUCGAUAGCAUUAAUUUUAAGGGACAAAGCUUGAAAAUUCGAAGACCGCACGAUUACCAGCCCAUGCCCGGUAUGACCGAUUCGGCGGCGGUCAAUGUUCCCGAAAAAUUCUCCGGCGUUAUCAGCACAGUGGUACCCGACUCACCGCACAAGAUCUUCAUCGGUGGUUUGCCGAACUACUUGAACGAGGAUCAGGUAAAGGAGUUGUUGCUUUCGUUCGGUCAACUGAAGGCAUUCAAUCUGGUCAAGGACGCCGCAACAGGUCUGGGCAAAGGUUACGCCUUUGCUGAGUAUGUGGAAUACACAACAACCGAUCAGGCAAUUGCUGGGUUGAACGGUAUGCAGUUGGGUGAUAAAAAAUUGAUCGUACAACGUGCCAGUGUAGGAGCGAAGAACUCGAACGCUGCCGUUGUAGCACCGGUUCAGAUUCAGGUGCCGGGACUUUCGCUUGUCGGGUCAUCUGGUCCACCGACCGAGGUCCUUUGCCUACUGAACAUGGUCACACCGGACGAGCUGAAGGAUGAGGAAGAGUACGAGGAUAUUCUUGAAGACAUUCGGGAAGAGUGCAACAAGUACGGUGUGGUACGGAGUGUGGAAAUACCUCGCCCCAUCGAGGGUGUAGACGUGCCCGGCUGUGGAAAGGUAUUUGUCGAGUUCAAUUCCAUCGUCGACUGUCAGAAAGCACAGCAAGCGCUGACCGGGCGUAAGUUUAGCGACCGUGUCGUUGUGACGUCCUAUUUCGAUCCAGAUAAGUAUCAUCGACGAGAGUUUUAAGGACAUGCGGAAGAGAGUAUGUGGCAUGAUCGGGGAGUGUGAUUAGUGUAUAAUGUGACGAUCGCUCCAACUUUGACAUUAUGGAUUGUAUUAUUUCACUCUUUCUUUUUCUUAUUUCGAUCCCACUAUCGUUGCCGGUUUUGGUCUAACUAAUCCCCAUUAGGAGGUUAUCUGUGACUUAAUGUAUCUUUUCGAAAUGUUGGAUUUUGGACAUAAACUAUCAAUAAUUCCAUUGGAAUAAUUCCACUCAGAACUAUCCAUGUAUAGUAACCCCCGGAUGAAACUUAGGGGACUCGAAAAAGAAAAAUGGUGUCCUUAUGUACGUGAAAGCAGGGUUAUAUUUUUUAACUUUGCCUAUCAAUCAUAGCACAUCUUCAUUCAUAGCUAUGAAUGUUUUGUCAUAUUGAACAUAUUUUUUUCAGCUUCAAAUGUGAUCAAAUGUGAUUUACUUACAAUGAUCCAAAAAAAUGCUAAUAUUGAAAGUACUCUGACCAAUCCCUAAACGGAUCCUUGGAAAAUAGGACAUGCUUCUUCUAAAUUCUUAGUCGAUGACUCAGCGUCUGUUAUUUUAUUCUGCGAUCGUAUACAAUCUACAAAUGACUAAACUCAACGUCCGGACCAAAGUCGACAGCGACCUAAAAUAUAUUGUCUUGAAAUGAAAGUCCACAGCGUAGAUUAACAGCAUCGAUUUUAGGCUCCUCUCGAUUACUUGCGCAAUCGUCUCUAGUGUAACGUAACGUAGAUGUUUAAGAUAACAAGGAAGCGAAGUACGUGACGAUUGACGCAUGUAAUGCAGUUUUGAAAUUUCCAAUGUUUUCAACAGCGACACUAACUAAUAAAAGACUAUUCAGUGAAAAUA
This is a messenger RNA of Anopheles funestus (African malaria mosquito), 2373 nucleotides long. RefSeq names its product splicing factor U2AF 50 kDa subunit (gene U2af50). The record is from RefSeq and is a predicted model, not a curated record. Gene Ontology annotation, molecular function: pre-mRNA 3'-splice site binding; poly-pyrimidine tract binding. Gene Ontology annotation, cellular component: nuclear speck; nucleus; commitment complex. Lineage: Eukaryota; Metazoa; Arthropoda; Insecta; Diptera; Culicidae. Gene Ontology annotation, biological process: mRNA processing. The transcript has 6 exons. The coding region runs from base 156 to 1514 and encodes 452 amino acids.